AUGACUCAUUUCGUCGCCUCUUGUCUUUCGACAUUCGAGUUCGCAUUCAUCACCAAGAAACGCGCACCCCCACCCCUGACAGCAGCUGCCAAAUGCCUUGCACUUUGCAUCAAGCUGUCACUUGGUGACGACACCAUCAUGUUCAACAUGUACUCUCUCCUCAAUUACAUCGCUGCGACCUCCAAAGAAAUAAGUGAAUCAUCCUCUUCCAACCAACUCCUUUCUAACCCCCUCUACGCUUCUUCGAUCACCUCUCCCAAUGAUAAUACUUUGAAGCCGACUCACGAGGCUGCGAUCGUGUAUAACCUUGUGGAUCUUGCGCUCGUAGCUCCUGAAGAAUCGUAUAUAGACGUUGCGCGUGCGUUUUUGCCAAUCAAUCGCGCUACGAACCUGGAAGACUCGAGAUUCUCUAAUAAUAUGGUGUUGGCCGCCCAGACCAGGCUUGCACGUGAACUGGACCAAAGGCCUGAUUUGUAUGACAUAUACUUGGUCGAGCUGCUCACUCUCUUCGGAGACAAAGGCGUUGCUAUCCAGAACGUGGCGACGUAUGACAGACACGUCAAGACAGAAGAGAUGAUCGAGCAGCUGGUCCCUUCGUUGUUGCCGAUUGAAGCGCUUAUUACCCAUCCAGAUUACUCUCCACACCUGGAGAAGGGCGCGAUGACGUGGCUCAUGCCUGCACUGGCGAAAAUCGCAACAAAGACGCCAACUCUGGUGCUCGAGAAUGCUCAUCAUGCAGCGAGCGAAAUCGAGUAUAGCACUCUCAUCCGGUAUGAACAUGCGCAUUCUGUUAUCUCGAAACACCGGUCGUUCCUUGCACGCCAUAUUCCACAUCGCGCAAGCGCGAUACGCUCCUUGUCCCCGGGACAGGCGAUCUUCUUGUUGAUGAUGCUAGACGUCGAGAGUAUGCGAUCUGCUGCUGGUCUCCCGUCUUCCCUAGUGUCAUACUUCAUGAAUGGCAGCCUGAAUCGACAGAGCUAUCUUAUUGUUAUGCGUGGAUGUAUGGGAGAGAUGGAUUCCCAAGCUGUGGAGCAGGCACUACCGGCCCAUCUAUCAGAGGAACUUCACAAACUGCUUGUAGCCAGCACUCAUCGCAUAUCUUGUGCUUGGAACAUCGCUGCCAAAUACCUAUUCAACCUGAUUACAUCGUUUCCCUCUCUCAUGUGCGACCCGCCACUGGUGUAUGCAAUCCUUGAGCGCCUUACUCUUCUCCGCCAUGCAUGCAAGAAUGAGUUUACGGACGAGUACAACCCAGUGUACGAAUUCCACUCUGAGUGUACUGGCAUCACGUUACAGCUCAUGGACGACUACAAACUGCAGCGCAAUGCCAACAUGUGGUUUGAACUCACACUCAGCCGGGCUCCCAUUAAGCUCCAGUCGACGCUUCAGAAAUAUCUCGUAGCUACGCAACCACUGAUUGGUGCGGACUCUGCUGAGUUAGGAGCUUCUGUUACCGAAACGUUUGCUAAGGCACUUGGUCCUGUACACCGACAACUUUCCUAUCAAACUGGAAGUCUGAUCGUGCACCCGCUCUUGCUAGCCAAUUUGCGAACAAAUGUUAUUUUUCAGGGGAGGUUGCUGGUUUGCGGUUUGCGGCUUGCGGCUCGUAAAAAUCAAGAUUCGCUGGAUAAAGUAGCUCCUCAGAUGCAAUGCACUGGCGUUCAGCCUUUCAAGGACAAGAUGGCCGAUACGAUGAACGACAUUUGGAAUAAACGCAGCUCUUUAACUGUUCAAGAUCUGCAGCUUCUACCGUUUGAAGUUUUCACCCCCUCUGUGGUCGCUGCGGGUAUUGAAACGUGGACGUGGGUCAUCGCGGAACGUCCUAACAUGGAAGUGGUCAUCAUGUGUAAAGUGCUCGCAUCUUGGUUUGGGACUGUGAAGGAGGGGAAGGGCGUGUUCUCGGCCUCAUCAAACUGUGAUGAUCCCUUUUACCAUCCCAUCGGUUAUAGUCCGACCAACAAGGACGAAAUCGAUCGAGCAACGACUCAUGCUCAUUGGCUGCUCUUGCCGCAUACCUUAGUUCUACAGAUGCUAUUCAGUCGAUUGCAAGCAGCCAGAUAUUGUCGCUCGACUGUGAUGUUCCUCAUCCAAAGACUCGUUUUGCGAUCUGCGCGAGCGCACAAGUUGUUUAGUACUCAUCCGCUAGCUCGAGAGUUACCCUACACGUUCCUUCUUUUUGGACUGGAGACGUUGAAGAGCUCGCAUCUAGAUGCUGUUGAUCGCGUAUGCCCUGGUCAACAUGUCACGAACAGACCGGUGUUCAUAGGGACGCAAGGGCAGCAUUUGAUGUUGCAUUCAUGUGAUCGAGAUUCAGAAACUGUUCAUUUUCUACUCUUCAUCAAGGCCAUCGCUCUCUUCAGUGCAGAUCAACAUGACGAGGCAAACCUGCUCCUCAAAGAACUCGGUUGUCCGAAUGCCGAUGAUCGCACAUGUUGUAUUGUGGAAGGCAGUGCUUCAUACUCGCAGUGGUCGUGGUCUGGUACACUGACCAAUGUUUCAGAUGGAAUUUUGGAAAAUAAUCAUUUUGGAAAUAAUCUACUCUUUAUUAAGCUGUCAGGCCAUCGCACUUCUCAAAUGAGGCAAAAUUCUGCGCGUCUAAGAGCUAGCUACCACUCAUCCCAAUCCGAAUUCUCUUGCCUGCGGUAUCGUGAAAUUUAUGCGUCAAUACUGAUUUUGCGAACCUCGCACUUCAGGCUUAUCUACACGUCCAAGUGGGAAUACUCCUCGACGCGGAAAAAGUGCGAUGACGAUUAUCGUUUCGUAUUGGACGCUCAUUUUGGUGAUACGCAGGCCAUCGAACUCAACCCUCCACCUUACUUUGGAUAUCAAUCGAAGCAUGCACCCGCAUCCUACAAAACUCAACUCAUGGCACACAAAGCAAAGAUCUACGUCCGUCGCGGCGGUCCCAACUGGCAAGAAGGUUUCCAAGCCACGCGUCUACUUGGCGAGUCCCUCGGCGUCCCCAUCCGCGUCUUCGGCCCCGACACCCACAUCACCAAAAUCAUGCCUGGCCACCCACCUUCGUGCGCUCGGCUCUGGGGCAAUCGCAGAUCUACAACUGCAAGGCACCACACAGAGAGGUUAAUGUCGCACAUCACCCACAACCUUGUUGCUUUCUCCACUUCUUUGGAGCUGUGCCUUCGGCGCUCAUCCAAGGCUAGUUAUGAGCCUCGGGCUGCGCGAACGUCGCAAAUCUCGAUACAGCCGUUUGCACCGAAGCUGAGCAUGCGUGCCACAGCCUCGCACCAGCGCCAUUCGCCGUCGCGCCUUGCACCAGGGCCUUUCGCCGUUGCAGUAGCUCAUUAUGGCCUAACAGUCGGGGCAGAAGAAAUCAUUCCGAUACCAAAUCUCAGCCACCCGCAGCACCUAUUCACUCUUAUCUCACCAAUGCUCGGGCAAUUUCACGACAAUGCAAGAAAACAGUUACUUGAAGUAAUCAUGGCAGACAGUGCUCUAACGCCUCACUCUGCAUUGCUCGAAUCGAUGGAGAAAGAUAAUGAGGAAGAGCUCAGGAAGCUAGACGAGAGACUAGCAGAGGCGGAGAAGCAAGAGGGGGAAUCUGAGAUAUCAGACGCUUUGAAAGCCAGAGCCAAUCAUCUAACUCAAAUUGGUGGCAAGGAAGGCGCAGUCGCAGCGCAAAAACUUGCCCUUGUGAAAACACCUGGCCUAGGCUCGAGGAUAGAUAUGGUGCUCACUCUCAUCCGACUAGGAUUUUUCUUCGGUAAUAAUGGCCCAAUCACUGAGAACCUCCCCAAAGCAAAAAGAUUCAUCAAGGAGGGUGGUGACUGGGAUAGGCGUAAUCAUCUAAAAGUCUACCGCGGGCUCCGCAUGACAUCCAUCCGCCAGCUUAAGGCUGGUAGCGCACUUCUCCUCAAUGCACUAUCGACAUUCACUGCCACUGAACUCAACCUCAUUACCGCACCAGAGGUUAUCUCCGUUUUGCCCGAAAUUCCGAUCCUUGGAGACCUCUUAAACAACCUUUACGACUGUCAUUCUUCAUCGCACUCCCGACCCUUGGGCAGACAUAUCUUCUACCCUUGCGACUCCUUUUGCCUCAUGCCUGCUACUAUGUAUGAGAGAUGCGCAUCUUGGCAUACAGCCAACUUCUGGAGUCCUACUGCAGUCUUACUCUUGAAAGUCUUAGUGGUUCACUGCAAAUAA
Messenger RNA from Suillus plorans, 4161 nucleotides. RefSeq names its product 26S proteasome subunit RPN7-domain-containing protein. Lineage: Eukaryota; Fungi; Basidiomycota; Agaricomycetes; Boletales; Suillaceae. The record is from RefSeq and is a predicted model, not a curated record. The coding region runs from base 1 to 4161 and encodes 1386 amino acids. Gene Ontology annotation, biological process: proteasome-mediated ubiquitin-dependent protein catabolic process. Gene Ontology annotation, cellular component: proteasome regulatory particle. The transcript is spliced from 29 exons.